Messenger RNA from Hyla sarda, 2206 nucleotides. RefSeq names its product distal-less homeobox 2 (gene DLX2). Bases 246 to 1118 code for a protein of 290 amino acids. NCBI's taxonomy places the organism in Eukaryota, Metazoa, Chordata, Amphibia, Anura, Hylidae. The record is from RefSeq and is a predicted model, not a curated record. Gene Ontology annotation, biological process: negative regulation of transcription by RNA polymerase II; cell differentiation; embryo development. The transcript has 3 exons. Gene Ontology annotation, molecular function: DNA-binding transcription factor activity, RNA polymerase II-specific; RNA polymerase II cis-regulatory region sequence-specific DNA binding.
AGUGUCUAGUGAUCAGCAGUCUCUGCUGUGCCUCCUUCUUCAUCCAGGUCUCCUGUGUGGAUCAUCAUGACUCCAGCAUCGCUGCAGCUUCUCAGCUUUCUUUAUUGACUUUCACUUACUUUUGGCUGCACAGAUUUUUUAUUUAAAUUUUUUUUUUUGCAUUUUUUUUUUUUAUAUAUUUUUUUUAUUUUUAUUUUUUUUACUGCAUCCUCUUCAAAAACUACUGGUUAAAAUUGCAAUCCACAAUGACUGGAGUGUUUGACAGCUUAGUGUCAGAUAUGCAUUCGAACCAGAUGACCUCAAAUAGUUAUCACAGCCUUCACAAGUCCCAGGAGUCCCCCACCCUGCCUGUGUCCACAGCCACUGACAGCAGCUACUACACAAACCAGCAACAGCAGCAGCAACAGCAACACUGUGGAGGGGGGUCUCCCUAUGGACAGAUGGGAUCCUACCAGUUUCACAGCAAUGGCAUCAAUGGUAUAUCCUACCCUGCCAAGUCCUACGAUCUGACCUCCUACAAUGGCUCCUACAGCUCCUAUGGACCCUAUGGAACAAGCCCUUCCCCUACUCACAACGACCAAGAAAAAGAGGAGUGUGAGCCUGAGGUCAGGAUAGUGAAUGGGAAGCCCAAAAAAGUUCGCAAGCCCAGGACCAUCUACUCCAGCUUCCAACUGGCGGCCUUGCAGAGGAGGUUUCAGAAAACACAAUACCUGGCACUGCCCGAGAGAGCUGAGCUGGCAGCAUCGCUGGGCCUAACCCAGACACAGGUGAAGAUCUGGUUUCAGAACCGUAGAUCAAAGUUCAAGAAGAUGUGGAAAAGUGGCGAGUUGCCCUCUGACCAGCACCCCACAGACAACGAAUCCCCCACCUGCAAUUCCCCCCCUUCUGCAGUCACCUGGGACUUUGGGUCACAUCAGAGGUUGCAGGGGCCUAACCCAACCCCCAGCAUCCAGCCCCCCAACUCUGGCUCCAGCCCCAGUGCCUUCCUAGGCAGCUACUCCUCCUGGUACCAAACCUCAACUCCAGCCACACACCUGCAGUCCAGUCCAUUACUGCAACAGCAGCACCACCUCCACCAUCACAGCAGUGCAGCUGUCACUGCAGGGACUAUCUUCUAAGGGACUGUGGGGGGUGAGAUGAACACUAAGGAGCACAAUGACUGGGAGAGGUCUCCUUUCUGUGUCACCGAUCACAGGUGGCCUCAGGUUCAUGUCAUAGACUGGUGAUCUGAUCAAUCUAACCCUGGACUCACUGAUGACUGGAGAUAAGGUUGUCUGCUCUCCUAGUAGACCUGAAAUGGAUCUAUGUAAAAAAAAAAAAAAAAAAAAUAGUGGAAUAAGAAAAACGAAAAAAUUCAUUCCAGCAAUUAGGGAUAAAUUGUGAUCUCAAAUCCUGAUUGGGAUUUCUAUCAUUUAUCAUUGUUAUUGAAUCUAAAUGAGCUUUACAGGUUACAGGCUUAGAUUACUCACCAUAAGUGUUCUAUCAUGUGUAGAACUACAAAUGUAAGCAUGCCCUGGCAUUAGCUAGCCUCCCUACCUCUGUUAUGCCACUACUGUGUCCACUAAAUGAAAUGUCAGGAGACAAUCGGCCGUUAUUUUUCUACUACACAUUUAAAAACUUUUUCGUUUGUUUUUGCCAAAUAAAAACGUUAUCACUGUUUAUCUGAUUUGCUACAAUGUAUCAAGUCAGAAAUCCACAACACUCUCCCCUGCCCCUCCUAUAGAGUGUGGAUCACCAGUGCAGUUUUUUUAUUUAAUUAUUUUUUUUUUUUAUACAGGAUUAGGUGCCUUUUUGGAUAACCUCAUUUUUAAUGGAUAAAGAGGAUUUUUUAUAUGUAGAUAUAAGAAAAGAAAAAAAAACACGUGCUUAAAUUAUCUUUUUUAAUGAAUUCUGCAUCGAACCCUUGUAAAUGGCUGCAUCGUCUCUGUACAGUUUCCUUUCCUUUGUAUGAGCUGCAGAAAUUAUUUUUAUUUUUUAGUCUCAUUAUUGUCAAACAUUCCCAAUGUCUAGUGCAAAAAAAAGUUUUUAUCCUGUCCUUGUUUUGCUGUUGUUUUUUUAUUUUUCUUCCUUGCCUCCACAACCAGGCUACUACUGAUUUUAUUUCACGGAACAAAGAAAAGGUUUAUUUAUUUUGGAUACAAUUUAUCCAUGUUGUUAUUAUUAUUAUUAUAAUUUUCUUUAAUGAAAAAAAUAAAAAUAAAAAACA